Acipenser ruthenus (sterlet) is the source of this 1127-nucleotide messenger RNA. Its product is annotated as ras-related C3 botulinum toxin substrate 2. Gene Ontology annotation, molecular function: GTPase activity; GTP binding. Lineage: Eukaryota; Metazoa; Chordata; Actinopteri; Acipenseriformes; Acipenseridae. Gene Ontology annotation, biological process: small GTPase-mediated signal transduction. Bases 151 to 729 code for a protein of 192 amino acids. The transcript has 7 exons. The record is from RefSeq and is a predicted model, not a curated record.
ACAAGCGCUCGAAUGUGGAAGUCGACAUCGCUACCAAAACGCACACACCUUUUCUCUCUAAACGAUUUCAUUUUGUAGUUUUUUUUAAAAAAUAUAGUCUACAUAGUCCUGUUUUUUUGUAUUUAUUUUUAAUUUGUAACACACGCCAAGAUGCAAGCGAUUAAAUGCGUUGUGGUAGGAGACGGAGCUGUGGGGAAAACCUGUCUGCUGAUCAGCUACACAACAAACGCCUUCCCAGGGGAAUACAUCCCUACUGUGUUUGAUAAUUACUCUGCCAAUGUGAUGGUGGACAGCAAGCCGGUGAAUCUGGGGCUCUGGGAUACAGCCGGGCAGGAGGACUACGACAGGCUACGGCCUCUCUCGUACCCGCAGACGGAUGUCUUCCUCAUCUGCUUCUCGCUGGUCAGCCCCGCCUCGUACGAGAACGUCCGAGCCAAGUGGUAUCCGGAGGUAAGGCACCACUGUCCCAGCACACCCAUCAUUCUCGUGGGCACCAAACUGGAUCUGAGAGACGAGAAAGAGACCAUCGAAAAACUGAAGGAGAAAAAGACGGCACCCAUAACCUACCCACAGGGCCUGGCCCUGGCAAAGGAGAUCGACGCUGUGAAGUAUCUGGAAUGCUCCGCUCUGACUCAGAGAGGUCUGAAGACCGUUUUUGAUGAAGCGAUCAGAGCCGUACUCUGCCCACAGCCAACCAAAGUGAAGAAGAGAGGAUGUCAAUUACUCUGAGGGUUGAAAUCUGGACAGCUGUGUGUGUGUGUGUUUCAGGAAACGAUAAGAUCCAGCACAUACGGAUAGUAAUUAGUUCUUUUAAUGCUUGAUAUAGAGAGAUAUGCGUUUGCAAUUCCCCCUCGUUAAUCAAAUUCUGACGCGUCCCUGAUUGGUCAAAGUUUCCAAUAACGGUAUUUCCAUUAAAACGAGUUCAGCUGAAGACGCUGUCUGUUAAGUUUGUUAGUUGAUUAAAGAACGGGCUUCAAUGAGAGCAGCUGAACAGAAAUUAAUAUCGCGAUGAUGAAGAUGAUGAAGAUAAUGAUGAAGAUGAUGAAGAUGAUUAUGAAGAUAAAGAUGACGAUGUUGAUGAUGAAGAUGAUGAAGAUGAUGAUGAUGUUGAUGGUGAUGAUGAUGAA